AUGGCCGACGACAACGUCAAAGAGUGGACGCCAGACCCCGGAUGGAACGAGUCUGCUGACAGAUUCAGCAGAUCAUUCUAUCAGAACAUGGAUCUUGUAAGCUGGCGCGUCAUUCCUGCUAUUGAUUCUUUCGCUCACAAAGUCAGGCCACCGGAUCUACUGGAGGACAAGCCCAUGCACCAACUAUCUCCAUAUUCAACAUUGCCCUCAGCGGAACCGACCUACGCUACCGCAAUAUAUCCUUUCUACAACCUUCAAGAUCCAUCCACCACCCUAUUUCUCUCAUCUGUCCGUGAUCAUCCAAUUCGUCUAUCAUCAGCUCUGGCUCCCACAUCACUGGCGAGCUAUUCCCUGGUAAAUCCUAUGACAGAAGCAUUUAUAACACCACAUUCGAUGAUCUUUCCAUCCAUGAUGGGCGGCACUCACUUCCUCACGGGCUCAGAUAGCCUCAUUUGUCUCUUCGACGUGUCCCGAACAGGAACACAAGGCCCAAUAUCUUCCAUGCCGACAAUCCCCAGCAAACGCAAGCAGAUUGUCGGCGGCGGUAUUGGCAUGAAGGGCAUUGUUUCAGCUCUGGCUCUAAACCCUAGCGGGGACGGUAUUCUUGCUGCGGGUACUUUCACCAGACACAUUGGACUGUACAGCUCAAAUGGCUCGGGUGAGCUUCUUGGGACUUUCAGUGUGGCAAAGACCAGUGCAAACCGUGAUAUCGGGGGUCGCGGAGUUACACAGCUUGUCUGGAGCCCCUGUGGCAGAUAUCUGUAUGUCGCUGAGCGCAAGAGUGAUGGCGUUUUGGUUUACGAUGUUCGGGUCACGGGGCAACUGCUUGGGCACUUGCGCGGGCGCAAGGCCCGUACUAAUCAACGCAUUAACAUUGAUGUUGUUCCAUCUGGUCCUGAUGGCUCCCAUGAGAUUUGGGCUGGCGGUACCGAUGGUUUUAUGAGGGUAUGGAGGAGUCCAGAGCACUGUGAAGGUGGGAAGGACCCCGAUUGGGAAUUUAAGGUGCAUGAUGAUGCCGUGACGAGCACAAUGUUUCACCCGAUGGGAAGUGUUGUUGCAACGUGCUCUGGGCAAAGACAUUUUGAUUCAGAUGAUUCUUCCGACGAAGAAACUUCAGCGAAGAACAUUGAGCAGGUCGAUAACAGCCUCAAGGUCUGGUCGAUGCCAUUUCUGUUGUCAGAAACCGAGAAAACCCAUGAUUUAGAGCCUAUACCCUGA
This is a messenger RNA of Penicillium vulpinum, 1218 nucleotides long. RefSeq lists its product as uncharacterized. Gene Ontology annotation, molecular function: protein binding. Lineage: Eukaryota; Fungi; Ascomycota; Eurotiomycetes; Eurotiales; Aspergillaceae. The coding region runs from base 1 to 1218 and encodes 405 amino acids. The transcript is spliced from 3 exons. The record is from RefSeq and is a predicted model, not a curated record.